Messenger RNA from Solea solea (common sole), 2082 nucleotides. RefSeq names its product peptidyl-prolyl cis-trans isomerase A-like. The transcript has 6 exons. Gene Ontology annotation, biological process: protein folding; protein peptidyl-prolyl isomerization. Lineage: Eukaryota; Metazoa; Chordata; Actinopteri; Pleuronectiformes; Soleidae. Gene Ontology annotation, molecular function: peptidyl-prolyl cis-trans isomerase activity. The record is from RefSeq and is a predicted model, not a curated record. Bases 92 to 670 code for a protein of 192 amino acids.
CCUGAAGUUGAAGAAGAAGAAGAGCGCACAGGAAGCACCUGCAGCUCCUUCUGUUCCUGGAUCUGGUUCUGGUUCUGGUUCAGGUUUAAAGAUGAUUCAGAUUAAAAACCGCCUCAGGUUCAGUUCUGUCGGAAUCAGCGCCGCGAGACUGUUCUCUUCCUCCUCGUCUCCCGCCAAAAACCCUGUCGUUUUCCUGGACAUCAUGGCGGACUCAGAGAGUCUGGGCAGGAUCAUUAUCGAGCUGAAUGCAGAUGUGGUGCCAAAGACUGCAGAAAACUUCCGAGCUCUUUGUUCAGGGGAACAUGGAUUUGGAUUCAAAGAGAGCGUGUUUCACAGGAUCGUACCUGAGUUCAUGUGUCAGGGAGGAGAUUUCACCAACCACAACGGGACAGGAGGCAAAUCCAUAUAUGGGAAAACUUUCAAAGAUGAAAACUUCAAAUUAAAACACACUUGUCCAGGAAUUCUGUCCAUGGCAAACUCGGGGCCAAACACCAACGGCUCCCAGUUCUUCAUCUGCACAACUAAAACUGAAUGGCUGGACGGGAAACACGUGGUGUUCGGACAGGUAAAGGACGGCAUGGACGUGGUCGCCAAGAUGGAGUCGUUUGGGUUGCACGAUGGCGGUGUGAUCAGGAAAAUAGUCGUCUCUGACUGUGGGGAGAUCAAAUAACAUACGCCGGUAUUUUGUACUUUAACUGUCCGCGAUGAUGCCUUCAAGGACCGGACGUCUCUCUGGUGUCUUCUUAAUGGAAACCGAUACGACACUUCUACACUACGUGUUGGGAUAUAAAUAAUGGAAUUACGAGGACACGAGGAGUGGUUCACUGUCCAAUAAAUGACCGCUUUUCAGAUUUUACUAGCUCUGCUCUCGGGGACGUUUGGCCGUCAUGUGCCAACAAACUCUCGCUCGCUCGCUGCUUGAAAAGCUUCCUGGAGACGAUCCAGCAGGCUUUUUUUAGACUCUCCAGCACUGCACUGACCCGACAUCCCGUCCCCGUCGCGAGCAGGAUGUGACGUCACGUCAACAUCCACCUACACUGAGGAACCACAUGAAAGUGUCUCAAAGGACACGACGUGGAAACACUUUACUGCAGAGACUGGGUGGCUCUGCUGCUGCUGCUGCUGCUGCUGCUGCUGCUGCUGCUUAUCGAGCUAAUACUUGAUGAAAGUAAAUGAUGAAGCGAUGUCGGAGGAGGGGGGGGGCAAAAAAAACACCUCUUGCUCCCUAAAUGAAACCACAUGUGCGCUGACCUUCCACCACCGUUUGUUUGAAUUCUCAGAUUACAUCGUCGUCAUGGAGACUGUGCAGCCCAGCACGGCUCAGAUGUUGUAACAAACUUGAUAUAAUUUGCGUCCCCACCCUCGGGUUUGAGUUGUGUGGAAUGCAUGUCCAAUAUUGUGGACGGAAAGUUGGCGGGCGCGACGGCCAAUGUUUAACACACACAUGCAGAAACAGUGACAUCUUCAAAAUGUGGCUGCAUACUUGUGUGAUGCGAGCGCUCGGCCGUCAGCUGCCGAACCUCCUCUGUUUGUUUUGGUUUGAAAGUGUCGACAGUUUGACUCCGAUCAAGUCUUGUUAUGCUGUUAUCUUAAAGGGCUCGUUUGGGUUUUGCUUCUUCUUUUUUUUUACCCCCUGGCAUAAAACGACCCUUUCUGAGUGGAAAAUUAAGCUUUUGAUUAAGCUCACUAUCCCUGCACCAAACUCCAUAGAGAAAAUCAGUGACUUUACAUAACAGCGUGUAGGAGUUGUUGAUCCACUGCUGUAUGAAAUAUUUCACCAGUAUUAAUUCAGUGACACAAAGUGGCCACAUGAGGCAGCAGCACACCAGCAGCUCCUGUGUCCCCACGAGCUAAAAAAUGUUUUACCUUUUCAUUUAAUAAUUCACCAAAUUAUUAAUUAAGUUGUUUUGCUUGUGCAAAACCCAGAGUUUAGUGAGUUGAUGCUCUAUACAUAAUCAUUUAUGUAUGUUCUAAAAUUUUGUGUUUUUGUCUGUUGUUUUAAUUAUUUGGACCUUGAAAUCUGGCAAUAACAUGUAAUAUAUUAUACAUUUCUGCCAAUAAACCCACCUCAGUAUCACAUAA